AUGUGUUCCCUUGCUCAGGAGCAGCACAAGGGAAGUAGGAGAGAAGCUGCCUGUGUGAUCUACAGGGCCACUUCAUUCGUGCCUCUCCCCUUUCCGAUGGAUCCGAAAGCUCAAUGGACACGGCGUGUGGAGCGAUCCAAGCGGAUGCCUUUGCCCGGCAUGUUUGUAAUCGACCACGACUGCCGUAAUCCCAUCGCAGCCAUUACAGCCGAGGGACUAGUGCCACAAGCGCCGCAGGCUCUAGGUCCCACACCGGUUGCUGACGAUCCGGGGCAGGGCCACUAG
Trichosporon asahii var. asahii CBS 2479 is the source of this 285-nucleotide messenger RNA. RefSeq lists its product as uncharacterized. The transcript has a single exon. Lineage: Eukaryota; Fungi; Basidiomycota; Tremellomycetes; Trichosporonales; Trichosporonaceae. Bases 1 to 285 code for a protein of 94 amino acids. The record is from RefSeq and is a predicted model, not a curated record.